AUGACAGACUCAGAAUCGAGUUCAUACCAUCAUCAGGCAAGAGGAGUGCCAUUCAAACCAUCGGAACAUGAACAUCGACGUGGCCAUCGAGAUCUUUUAAAGGCACUCUCAGACCACCCAAAAAGCGGUAGUAACGGUAAUUUAACUCGAACGUCGUCUGCCUCGUCUAAGACUUCAGAACAUCCAAGUGCUGUGGAGUCCACAUCUAAUGAGGACGGUCUUAGCCAUUCUGAAAGCUUUGGAUAUCAUUCUUCCAAAUCGGAAGACCAUUCACAUGCUUCAUCAGCCUCUCACUUUUUAAGCAGCGUCUUGACAGUGGCUCAGAAUGCUGCUAAUUCCUUGGCAGGGCUAAAAAAUGGGGAACAUGAGGAAUCGUCUAGAUCCUAUAGCGAAGCUGAUGAAAGUGAAAGCGUGAGUGAGGCCAGUAUGAGCCAUCAACGGGGAGAAGACGGUAAAUUGAGUGAAGUAAAAAUUGAACCAGUUCGUUCAACCAUUUCAACAAUGGGCAAGGGCGAGCUAUCAUUAGCCACGCUAGGGUUUUCUCGAGAUUCAGGGUCCCAGCACAGGGCUGCAACUCCUUCAGGUGAAGGAAAGAAGUCACCCCAGCUUACCGACUCAUUGAAGCCGACCUCACCAAACGCAAACGAAGGUUAUGUCUCAGGAGGUGAAGGUGAAUUCAAUCUCCCGGAAUUCCAUUCUAAUAAAUUUAAGAGAUCGGUUAGCAUAACCAGAAAUAGAUCUCGUCGGAAUACAAACAAGUCUAUGGAACAACCACCAUUUAGAGCAGUUAGCUCGUCAACAGUAAGCACUGAAUCAAAUGAAGAUGAGGAUUCACCUGAAGAUAGUGUCACAGCGUUUCCUGAGGGCGCUGAUGGUGAUCAUCACUUGACAGGAUUUGCAUAUGCCAACCAGAAACGAAAUAAAGAAUUCCAUCGUUUAUUCAAAUCGGUUCAGCCUGACGACUAUCUCCUGGAUGAUUUCAAUUGUGCUCUCAGCAAGGAGAUUCUGAUUCAAGGUAAAAUGUACGUUUCUGAGCGACAUGUUUGUUUCAAUUCCAACAUUCUCGGUUGGGUUACAAAUCUUGUUAUUGCAUUCGACGAAAUUGUUACUAUGGAGAAAAAGAUGACUGCCGGUCUAUUCCCCAAUGGUAUCGUAAUCCAGACAUUACAUGCUCGACACUCGUUUGCAAGUUUCGUCAAUCGAGACAGCGUGAUUGACUUUCUCAUGAGUAUUUGGAAGAAGAGUAGUCCUCAUCAACCAAAUCGGUCGGAGGCGUAUGCGAAUGGGUCUGCUGUUAAUAUGUCAGACUCAGAGUCGACAAGCUCCACCGACAAGGAAAGGAAUAGGGAAGUUGAUUCUGAUGAUGGAUCGUUUUCAUAUGGAUCUAGUGGAGAAGUCAUCAGUGAUGAACUUGACACGGAUGAUGAAUUUGGUGAGACUGCUAGAGACAGUCCGAGCGAAAGUGCCAACAAAGAUAGCUCUGGGGGUAAAGCUCCUGCAGCUGGAAAUGGCUCAGGAGACGGAGCAGGCGCUGACUCAGGUUCUGGAUCAGGCUCUUGGCCCGUUCCUCUUGAGGGUCCAGAAACUCAUGCUCCAACCGACUUGCCUGCAUUAGACGCCAAUGAUAAGGAGCUAGCAACGGAAACAAUUCAUGCUCCACUUGGCAUUGUCGCGAAUCUUCUUUUCGGAUCUGAUUCCACAUGGUAUAAGAAGUUUUUGACGGAAAAUCAAAAGAAUAUCAAGCUUGGCGAAGUGCCACCGUUUGAGGCCGAUGGGGGCAAUAAAACUCGUCAUUACGAAUACGUAAAACCAUUAAGUGGUCCAGUGGGCCCAAAACAAACAAAAUGUAUUAGUACAGAUACAAUUGAAAAGUGGGAUCUUGAAAACUACGUCGUAGUAACUACAGCUACAUCUACUCCUGAUGUUCCAAGUGGUGGCUCAUUUGUUACGAAGUCUAGGACUGGCCUCUGUUGGGCACCCGGGAAUAGCACCAAGAUUGUUAUAUCUUAUCACAUCGAGUGGUCGGCAAAGAGUUGGCUUAAGGGGCCAAUUGAAAAAGGAGCACUGGAUGGACAAACUCAGUAUGCUAAGGAUUUGGUAGCUGCGAUUAACAACACAUUGAAAUCAAAGAGUAAAUCUAAGGCACCUGGUGGAAUUGCUGUCACACACAAGAAGCCACUUAAAAAGAAGAGGAGAGAAAAGGUUAAGAAAGUCAAGAUUGAUGUUGCAUCUGCUCCCAAGAGUAGCCUUGAAAAGUUUAUGAAUUUACUGACGGAAAAUCCAGUACCUGGUGUCCCUCUUCCUACAUGGGCUUUGUUGACUAUUGGCAUAAUUCUCUUCUCUGCAAUUCGAUGGAUGUUUUUCUCGCCAUCGGUACCCACCGAAGUUGAACAAGCACGAUUGAUGCGGGUUGAGGAGGAAUAUCAGAUGUGGAAAUGGUUUGAAGAUAGAGGACGAGUGGGACAUCCUCUUGUGCAUAGAGGUGAGGGUAAAUUCGACGAUGGCGAUAUACUUCGUUAUCCUAUUUUCCAGCCAGGCGUAUCUAGCCAUGUUAAAGGCAAGAAAGGCUCUUAUUCCGAGCAGGAAGUGUUGGAAGCAAUUCGAAUUACAGAGCAUAGAUUGAGCAUAUUGAAAGAGCGUUUGAAUUCAACGUGA
Messenger RNA from Sugiyamaella lignohabitans, 2655 nucleotides. It is a transcript of the gene YSP2, whose product is annotated as Ysp2p. Gene Ontology annotation, molecular function: sterol transfer activity; sterol binding. NCBI's taxonomy places the organism in Eukaryota, Fungi, Ascomycota, Dipodascomycetes, Dipodascales, Trichomonascaceae. The record is from RefSeq and is a predicted model, not a curated record. Gene Ontology annotation, biological process: intracellular sterol transport. Gene Ontology annotation, cellular component: cortical endoplasmic reticulum; endoplasmic reticulum membrane; plasma membrane. The transcript has a single exon. Bases 1 to 2655 code for a protein of 884 amino acids.